Messenger RNA from Neoarthrinium moseri, 2172 nucleotides. RefSeq lists its product as uncharacterized. NCBI's taxonomy places the organism in Eukaryota, Fungi, Ascomycota, Sordariomycetes, Amphisphaeriales, Apiosporaceae. The coding region runs from base 1 to 2172 and encodes 723 amino acids. The transcript is spliced from 3 exons. The record is from RefSeq and is a predicted model, not a curated record.
AUGGCUGCCAAUUGUGUGCCAUUUAUAAAUGGCAUCAACAGCUGCUCAGACAGCCUCCAACUGGAUCAGCUAGAGCAUCCGAUUGCCGACGGUGGCGGGCGUGACAGCUUUGCUGGGCCAGGCUUGGACCACGGCUUAUACAGGCCGCGGCCCGGUCUGACUUUGGCUCCACACGCACACACACACGCACACGCUGCACCCACGCCCACACACGCAAAUACUAGCCGAACCAGCUCCAACUGGCCGGCAUCCGCCUGGGACUGGGACCUAAGCCUGGACCUGGACCUGAACUCUAACCACUCUGACAAUGGCAAUCCCCUCCUCCACAGCCGCAGCAGAAGCAGCUACCUGAACGACAGCGGCAACGGCGGCGGCUCCUUUCUAAUCCCCGAGGACGGUGGUGUGGGCAUCGGACUUCAGCAGACCGGGGCCUUCGCCCUCGACAGCGCGGCGCACAAUAGUUACAGAGACGCUCGCCCGAUCACCAACAGCAGCCAUAAUAACAGCAACGGCAAUAACACGCAUCUGUCCCCGUUCCCGCAGUCGUCUGGCACGCCAUCGGCCGCCCCGCCGCCCCUGUUAGCACCGGAGGCAGAGCAGCCAGAGCAGCCGCCAGAGCAGACAGAUAACAGCGCUUUAUUAACGCCGGGGCUCUUGACGCCGACGGCGGCCGGUCUGAACCUGGGCCUGAACCUGGACCUGGACCUGGACCUGGACCUGGACCUGAAUCUCAGCGUGGGCUUCGACUUCCCCACGCUGUCGCCUUCGCAUCCACCGCCCGACUUCAACUGCUUCAACAACGACACCAACGACGACGGCGGUACCCCCAACGACGCUCUGGCAUUCACGCCUUUUGGGACCGAGGCGACGCCCAUGCCCGCACCCAGCCAGAUCAAUCACCACUCACGGGGGGACGCAUUCCACAGCUUCAGCGGGGGAUCGAGUGCACGCAGAUGUCCCUUCGCCCCAUUGCGGCACCCCGUCCACCAGAGCGCCAGCAGUGCAGGCCGCCACCACCCGAAUCCGACACCACCACCGCAGUCAAGCAUCAUCAGCACAAGCACGAGCACAGGCGCAGGCACAGGCACAGGCACCAACGCAUUCUCGCGCACCACAAUCGCCAACACAAAUAGCAGCGCCACCGCAAACGCUGCUUUCUACCCCGACGCCUCUUCUCUGUUGCUUUCUCCGACGUCACAACCCACCUUGCCCCAACAGCCCGCAGCCAGGCCCGUCUGCAACCACCAAGACCUGAACAACGACGAUUUCCUCUCGGCCUUGAUCAACGGCAACUUCUCAUCACCCUCGCUGCCGCCGCUGAGCAGUAGUCCCACCCGCCCCGUUCCCCCAACCCAGUCACGCCCCACCGCUCACCAUCCUUCGCACCUUCCCGCACGCCCCUCGCUUUCUCUCGACGAACUCAUCGACGACUUGUUCGAUACCAACGACAACAACAACAACAACAACAACUACGGCAUCAACAUGCCGCAACGCCGCACACCGAGCCGUACGGCGGCUUCGGACAGGCCGCGACGGGCAAGCCGGUCCAGUGCCGCCAGCAUGGUCGAUCUCACCUCGCCCAAGACGGAGCGAGACAGUAAUUCACCGCUGGGCGUCGAGCCCGCAACGCCCAUGGCCCCGCCUCCCCCACGCACGAGGAAGCGUAGCCGGACUUCCGCAACCCCAACAGGCACAUCCAGCGCCACCUCAAGGCGGCUGUCGACGUCGUCAGGGAAACCGAGGCCUGUGAAGACCCUCAAGUCUACACGCAAGGCCCCCGCCACGCAUGACGAUGUUUUCGAGACGUCUUCGGUCGCAGAUAAAGAGGACGACGAUGAGGACAUCCUGGACUUGACCGGCACCAACGAGGUGCCCGAGCAGCUGUUGCAGCCCAAGGUCGACAACCGUGUCAAGCUCAGCAAGUUUCAGUGUGUCAUUUGCAUGGAUGACGUCUCCGGCUUGACUGUCACUCACUGCGGUCAUCUGUUUUGCUCGGAAUGUCUCCACUCGUCACUUCACAUUGACAGUAUGAAGAAGACGUGCCCCGUAUGCCGGACAAAGGUGGACAUCAAGGCCAAACCCGGAGUGAAGCAGAGCAAGAACACCUUUUAUCACCUUGAGCUGAAGCUUAUGACGGCCAAUCGGAAAGGGAAGCGGCCCGUAGGGAAGUGA